Molecule: messenger RNA, 3180 nt
Organism: Suillus clintonianus
Lineage: Eukaryota; Fungi; Basidiomycota; Agaricomycetes; Boletales; Suillaceae
Product: P-loop containing nucleoside triphosphate hydrolase protein
Exons: 8
Coding region: 1-3180 (1059 amino acids)
Biological process (GO): nuclear-transcribed mRNA catabolic process, nonsense-mediated decay
Cellular component (GO): cytoplasm
Molecular function (GO): ATP binding; RNA helicase activity; ATP hydrolysis activity
Source: RefSeq, a predicted model, not a curated record
AUGGACAGCUUCGACAACUUUCAAUAUGCAGAUUCCGCUUCAUCGUACGGCGGCGCUAUCAGCGUUGUAGAUGAUAACUCCUCUGUCUAUACUGCAACGACAAACACUGGAACGCCAGUUGACCUGGAAAGCCUCUCCAUCGUAGACGAUCGUUCUCAAACAUCCAAUGGACACGAAGGGCGCCACCAUCACACGCAGAGAACCGGCGUAGAUGAAGACUUUUAUGCUGUUCUUGAUGACCUAAAAGACGAGGGUACUAUGGAUCUCCCUCCCCAUGCUUGCAGCUAUUGCGGAAUCCACUCGCCAGCCUCCGUUGUGAAGUGCCUUGUGUGCGCUAAAUGGUUCUGCAACUCGCGCGGCAACACUUCCGCUUCACAUAUCGUGAACCAUCUAGUGCGCGCAAAGCAUAAGGAGGUUAUUUUGCAUGCCGAGAGCCCCCUUGGGGAAACAACUCCUGAAUGUUAUAAUUGUGGUAGCAAGAAUGUGUUUAUGCUGGGAUUCAUCCCCGCAAAGAGUGACACUGUCGUAAUCCUUUUGUGUCGCCAGCCUUGUGCGACGGUCAGCAAGGACAUGUCUUGGAAUGCCGCCCUAUGGGCACCGUUGAUCGAUGACAGGUCUUUCCUUUCAUGGCUCGUGAAGCCUCCCACCGAAACCGAACAACUUCGAUCUCGUCAGAUAUCCUUCAACCAGAUCAACCGCUUGGAAGAUCUCUGGCGCGAAAACGCCAACGCCACUCUGGAGGACCUCGAGAAACCUGGUGUCGAUGACGAACCACAGCCUAUCCUUCUGCACUACGAGGACGCAUAUCAGUACCAGAAUAUUUUCGGUCCUCUGGUCAAGAUCGAGGCUGAUUAUGACAAGCGCUUGAAAGAGAGUCAGACUCAAACUGAUAUCACUGUCCGAUGGGACGUUGGUCUCAACCAGAAGAGAGUGGCGUGGUUUGGCUUGCCCAAGCUUGAGAGUGGUGAAGUCAGACUUGCGGUCGGUGAUGAAUUGCGGUUGAGAUAUCAGGGGGAGUUGCACAAAGCUUGGGAUGGGGUGGGGCAUGUCAUUAAAAUUCCGAACAACAUUUCUGACGAAAUUGGGCUUGAAUUGCGACGCACUGAAGGCGUGCCUACCGAUUGCACGCAUAACUUUGCGGCGGAUUUUGUGUGGAAGUCCACCAGCUUUGAUAGGAUGCAGUUGGCGAUGAAGACCUUCGCAGUCGAUGAGAAGAGUGUUAAUGGUUACAUCUAUCACAAGCUUCUCGGACAUGAUCUAGCGCCCCAGGUUCUACGCACGCAGAUGCCCAAGCGUUUCUCUGCGCCAGGUCUUCCCGAGCUCAAUCACUCUCAAAUGUACGCAGUCAAGAGUGUUCUGCAGAAGCCCAUUAGUUUGAUCCAGGGCCCUCCUGGUACUGGAAAGACCGUAACUUCUGCUUCGAUCGUUUAUCAUCUCGCCAAGAUGAAUCCCGGUCAAGUUCUCGUCUGCGCGCCAUCGAACGUGGCCGUCGAUCAGCUCACUGAGAAGAUACAUGCCACUGGUUUGAAGGUCGUGCGUCUGACUGCCAAAUCCCGCGAAGCCCUAGACUCUAGCGUCGCCUUCUUGACUCUGCACCAACAAGUCGCAAAUAGUACAACUCACGUGGAGUUGCAGAAGCUGAUCAUGCUGAAGAACGAACAGGGAGAAUUGAGUUCCAACGAUGAGAGGAAGUACAAGACGUUGAUCAGGCAGUGCGAGAAGGAGAUUUUGGGUGCUGCGGAUGUUAUCUGCUGCACAUGCGUGGGUGCUGGUGAUCCUCGCCUCAACAAGCUCAAGUUCAGGACGGUUUUGAUCGACGAAGCUACGCAAGCUGCUGAGCCGGCAGAGUGUAUGAUCCCUCUGGUGCUUGGCUGUAAGCAGGUUGUUCUUGUCGGCGAUCACCAGCAGCUUGGUCCGGUAAUCAUGAACAAGAAAGCGGCACGCGCUGGUCUGACACAAUCACUUUUCGAACGUCUGGUUGUACUUGGCAACAGACCCAUUCGUCUGCAAGUCCAGUACCGUAUGCACCCUUGCCUAUCUGAAUUCCCCUCGAAUAUGUUCUAUGAGGGCACACUGCAGAACGGUGUCACUGCUCCCGAGCGUCUUCGCAAGAAUGUCGAUUUCCCAUGGCCCGCCCCAGACACCCCGAUGUUCUUUUACCAGAACCUUGGUCAGGAAGAGAUAUCAUCCAGUGGAACUUCGUUCCUUAACAGGACCGAAGCAUCUAACGUCGAGAAAAUUGUGACAAAGUUCUUCAAGGCGGGCGUGAUGCCCAGCCAAAUUGGUGUUGUCACACCCUACGAGGGUCAACGCUCCUAUAUCGUCAACUAUAUGCAGUUCAACGGGUCUCUCAAGAAAGACUUGUAUAAAGAUAUUGAAGUGGCUAGCGUCGACGCCUUCCAGGGACGAGAGAAGGACUACAUCAUUCUGAGCUGCGUCAGAAGUAACGAACACCAGGGCAUCGGUUUCUUGAAUGACCCUCGUCGUCUUAACGUGGCUUUGACUCGUGCAAAGUAUGGAGUCGUCAUCCUUGGAAAUCCAAAGCACCCGCUGUGGCAUUAUCUUCUUACGCACUACAAGGAGAAUAACACCCUUGUCGAGGGUCCGCUGAACAACUUACAGCCGAGCAUGAUUCAAUUCAGCAAACCUCGCCGCUCCCUCGUCAAGUCCAUGGAUCAAUUCCGCCGCCACGAGACAAACGCACGGGACUUCAUCCCCAAUACCGGAGGUGCAGGCAGAUCAGGCACGCCAAGUCGCUUUGAUUCUAGUUUCUACCGCACACAUGAUGCUCUCGGGUACAUCCCGUCUGACGUGCAGUCUCUGCGCUCGCAAGCCACCUAUUCUUCUGGACUUCCCAUGUUUGCCGCGGCUGGUGGAUUUGGUCCUGGGCUACCCCGUGGCUCUGGGGGUGUGGGGAAGCGCAGCGCGUACGGUAGCUACGCCAGCUCCAUCAUCUCCCAGGAUGCUGGACCGCCAAGCACCGCAAGCAUCGGCGGUUCUGCCAUGGCGUUCUCGCAGUCAGACCGCUUACAGAGGCGUGGUUCCUUCUCCUCUGCUGCCGGUGCUUCUGACAUGGCCAGCAUGAGCGGGUACGACUACAAGAGCCAGGAUGGCACGACAGACACCGACGACGUGAAGAGCCAGUAUGCGGGGACGCAAUCAGGCUUGACGGUGUUCUAG